AUGAGUGACAAUGACCUGAAAACACACCCGUUGGUCGUGUUGGUUUCUGAUAACGGAGAACCCUCACUGUCAGCGACUGUGUCUAUUGAUGUAGUGGUGGUUGAAAGUACAGGUGAAAUCCAGACUCAAUACAGAAACGUACCGAGAAAGGAGGAGAGCUUCUCUGAUUUAAACCUGUAUUUGCUGAUCGCCAUUGCCUCGGUGUCAGUGAUAUUUUUACUGAGCCUCAUCAGUUUAAUAGCUGUAAAAUGCCACAGGACAGACGACAGUUUCAGCAGGUACAGCGCCCCAAUGAUCACCACACAUCCUGACGGGAGCUGGUCUUACUCUAAAUCUACUCAGCAGUAUGACGUGUGUUUCAGCUCAGACACACUGAAGAGUGACGUAGUAGUUUUCCCCGCACCAUAUCCACCUGCAGAUGCAGAACUGAUCAGUAUUAAUGGAAAUGACACGUUUGACAGGACUCAGACAUUACCCAACAAAGAGAAGGUAAGAUCUAUUCAUAAACGAGCCUAUGUGUCUAUUGAAUUAUAGCUACAUGUAUUACUCCUUUGAACUCCACCUAGUCAAAGAUAACUGUUUUAAAAGUUCCUCUUACCUUGAAAACAGCCAUCCACUUCAGAGCUAUCACUUUGGAUUUGUUUUGCACUAUGCGUUUGGCCUCCUGGCUUCAUAAAGCGAUAUUUGCUGUCCAUGGUGCUGAAGUUGCGCUAAACUUCUGAAAUGAAGAUUCGCGCCAAUUGUUCAAUGCUCCAUGACGUAUGAAUGAAUGGCUUUCUAUGACACUUUUCAAUAGUGUUUAAGCUUCACGAAUUUGUAAAAUUGUCUUACCCUAGCAUUUGUAUACUAGGGUAUUGCAAGAAAAUAAGCUGGAACGUAUGGGAAAUAUAAAGAUGCAUUAUGUUGCAGAUUGAUGAUAUAGGCUACAUAAUGAUCAUAGACAUUGCCAGCCUGAAGGCGCAUACUGUAGUAUAUUUAUCAAUUUCAACCGUGUACACCUAUAUUUGUUUUCAAAGGUCCAUCUAUGUUCAGCAAGCGGUGAAAUCUUACCGAGUGCUGUCCAUAGUGUUGAAACCGUUUUUGCUCUCUGCAGAUGGGGGCAGUGGUCUUUUUAGGUAAAAAUUGUCACUAGUGUAAUGGAAUAGAUGCAAUUUGGGAAUUCACUUUUGAGGAUUGUUUCUUUGCAGUCUUGAGAGCGUCACACUGUUUACUUCUUGAGCUUUCCAUAUCAAUAUCCCUCUUUAUUAUGACUUCUGUCAUUGUUAUCAGAACAUGACUAUGUGAACAUUUAUUUUACUAUAUGAGGUUGAUUUUUCUUUAGCUACUUUCCCUGUGUUUUGCAUUGAACAUAACGUUUGUCCUUUUAAAUACAUAGCUAGGCAUUUCGGGUAGUGAAUGUUCAACACGAGUAUUCUCAGUUUUCUAACAAAAGUGAAAUUCUAACAACAAGUGAAAUACUAUACGCUCUUAUUUUGCAUGAGUAAUAUAGGCAAUGUAUAACAGUAACACAUGGUGUCACUAUAGACCACAGAAAUGAAUGUAGUCGCUGAUAUUCUAUGACUCCUCCUCUCUUAAUAAGAAAGAAAAUAGCGUUACCACUCCCGAGCGCUUUGUGAUCAGAAACGCUCGAACGGUGGUGAGAUGGAGAGGGCUUGGCUGUGUACAGGAUCUCUUCAAUAGAUUUUUGGGAAUUCAUGGAUAUGUGACUAUUCUACUGGAAUAAUUCAUUUUUUACAAGCAGCGAUGGGUAGUCAACGGCAAAGAGAAGGCAUUUGGAUUCAGUACGUCGUGUUGCUUUGUUUAUUUGACUGGUCUGCAGCGCAGAUCUCUUACUCCGUUUCAGAGGAGGUGGACAAAGGCACGUUUGUGGGGAAUCUAGCUAAGGAUUUAAACCUGAAUGUACACGAACUGGAGUCGAGGGGUCUAAGGAUUGUAUCGGGACACGGUAGGCCUAAGAGGUAUUUCGAGGCGAAUUUGAAAACAGGAAUUCUAUACGUUAAGGAGAGGCUAGACAGAGAGGAGCUUUGUCCCAAUACGGUAAAGUGCUCCCUAAACAUACAGGCCAUAUUGAGCCAUCCUACGCAGCUCCACCGCAUAGAGGUGAAUAUCUUUGACAUAAAUGAUAAUGCACCAUCUUUUCGUGAAACCGUGAAAUUAUUAAAUAUGUCAGAAUCCUCAUAUCCCGGUGAGAGAUACCUUCUACCGGUAGCUAAUGACGCAGAUACGGGCAGUAACUCGGUAAAGAGCUACAAACUGAGCCCGAAUGAACACUUCUCCCUGGAUGUACAGAGUGGUGGAGAGCAGAGUGUUUCUGCUGAGUUAGUGCUGCAGAAAGCUUUAGACCGAGAGAAACAGCCUGUGAUCCAGCUCACCCUGACCGCUGUAGAUGGAGGAAAACCUCCAAGAUCCGGAACGUUACAGAUUAUUGUUAACGUAAUGGAUGUGAAUGACAAUACGCCAGUGUUUAGCCAAUCCCUUUACAAGGCACGUGUUUCUGAAAAUGUUGCCUUUGCGACAUCUUUAAUAACAAUCACCGCUACUGAUUUAGACGAGGGGGUAAAUAGUGAUCUAGUUUAUUCUUUCAUUGAACGGGGACAUUUUAACCCUGCCGAUACAUUUUCCAUAAAUUCAGACACAGGUGAAAUUAAAGUUAAGGGGAAGUUAGAUUAUGAGGAAAACGCUGCAUACGAAAUUCGUGUGCAGGUGUCAGAUCGUGGCCACUCUCCCCGCAGUGCGCAUGGUAAAGUGUUAGUGGAAGUUAUUGAUGUCAAUGACAAUGCCCCUGAAAUAUCAGUGACGUCACUUAUGAGCCCAGUGAAAGAGGAUGCUGAUUUAAAGUCUGUGGUCGCCUUGGUCACAGUAACUGAUAAAGAUGGAGGUAAAAAUGGCCUCACCAACUGUAAACUUGUUGGCUCUGUUCCUUUUAAACUAAAUUCGAACUACAAAAACGAUUAUUCUUUAGUGGUAGACGGGCCUCUUGACAGAGAGAGCGCUUCUCAGUAUAAUGUCACCAUCACAGCUACGGAUGAAGGGACCCCGCCUCUCUCCAGCACCAGCGUUAUUACUGUACACGUUUCUGAUGUGAAUGACAAUGCUCCUCACUUCUCAGAACCCGUGAUUAAUGUUUAUGUGAAAGAGAACAGUCCGGUAGGUGAGGUAAUUUAUACAAUAUCUGCUUUUGAUCCUGAUUCAGAUGAAAAUGCAAAGAUGACGUAUUCUUUGUUAGAUAAAAGUGUUCCAAUAUCAUCGUCUGUAAAUAUAAACUCAGAAACAGGAGAUAUAGUCAGUCUGCAGUAUUUUAACUAUGAGGAGAUAAAAAAGCUCCAGUUUAAAGUUCAGGCCACAGACUCUGGUGUUCCUCCUCUCAGCAGCAACGUGACAGUGAACGUGUUUAUCCUGGAUGAGAAUGACAACAGUCCUGGGAUUCUCGCGCCCUAUUCUGAGCACGGCUCCGUUAACACUGAGAACAUUCCCUAUUCUGCUGAAGCGGGCUACUUUGUGGCCAAGAUCAGGGCUGUAGACUCCGACUCUGGCUACAAUGCGUUGCUUUCUUAUCACAUCUCUGAGCCCAAGGGAACCAACCUCUUCCGAAUUGGAACCAGCACCGGGGAACUAAGGACUAAGAGGCGAAUGAGUGACAAUGACUUGAAAACUCACCCAUUGGUCGUGUUAGUUUCUGAUAACGGAGAACCCUCAUUGUCAGCGACUGUGUCUAUUGACGUAGUGGUGGUUGAAAAUACAGGUGAAAUCCAGACUCAAUUCAGAAAUGUACCGAGAAAGGAGGAGAGCUUCUCUGAUUUAAACCUGUAUUUGCUGAUCGCCAUUGCCUCGGUGUCAGUGAUAUUUUUACUGAGCCUCAUCAGUUUAAUAGCUGUAAAAUGCCACAGGACAGACGACAGUUUCAGCAGGUACAGCGCCCCAAUGAUCACCACACAUCCUGACGGGAGCUGGUCUUACUCUAAAUCUACUCAGCAGUAUGACGUGUGUUUCAGCUCAGACACACUGAAGAGUGACGUAGUGGUUUUCCCCGCGCCAUAUCCACCUGCAGAUGCAGAACUGAUCAGUAUUAAUGGAAAUGACACGUUUAACAGGACUCAAACAUUACCAAACCAGGAGAAGGUAAGAUCUAUAAAUAAUCCGGCCUAUACAUUUUAUAUUGAAUUAUAUAUAUUUUACUCCUUUGAACUCGCAGUCAAAGAAUAUUGUUUUCAAAGUUGCUCUUACUUUGAAAACAGCUAUCCUCUCCAAAGUUUUCACAUUGACUUUGUUUUGCACUGUGCGCAUGGCCUCCUGGCUUCAUAAAGUGAGUGUUGCUGUCCAUGGUUCUGAAGGCGCGCUAAACUUCGAAGCUAAAGAUUGGUGCCAAGCGUGCAAUGCUCUAUGACGUGUGAAUUGCUUUCCUUGAUGCUGUAUGCUACAAAAAUGUUGCACUUCACAAAUGUGUAAAUCUUUCAGUCCCCAGCAAAGUGUAAUGUGUGUAUAGGGUGUUGUGUGAAAAUAGGCAGGAACGUUUACUACGUAUGGGAAAUAUACAGAUACAUCAUGUUGAGAAUGAUAAUAGGCUACACAAUUGCCAAUGACUUUGUCACCAUGAAGGUGAAUUCUUUAUCCAUUUCAACUGUGGAUAUUCCUUUCAGAGGUCUAUGUUCAGCAAGUGGUUAAAUCCUGUAGCACAGUCCAUGGCAAGGAAACCGUUUGUGCUCUGUGCUGAUUACAUGCACAAAAUAAUGUGAUUAUUGUGGAUAGUCAGAUUCAUAUAUUAGUUCGAUUAAAACGUUUACAUGCUUUGCAAGAAUAACGAUUUCCCUAAUAAUAUUGUUUACAUGAACACAUUUAAAAUCAGGCUACCUGAUGGCACUGAUAAAUGCAGAAAAUCGUCAAUGAAAAUAAACGUUCUACCACAGCUAAAAAUGUUAUUUUUGGGAAGCAUAUUUGAUUCUGAGUUCAGACAUAUAACGUGUGUAUGUUAAAACUACUUCUAAGAUGCAUACAUUCAGUUGUUCUGAACACACUUCACUCGCACUACAGAGGGAGGCUCGCUCGGCUGGUGCUAGCACAUGUGCAGAUCAAAUGCACCACUGGAAGGCCGAUUAAGGUGUUUACAUGUCCUAAUAAAUCGAAAGAUUGCUCAGGAAACCAGGUGUAUUAAACGGCGUAUGCUUACUUCCCUACAGAGGGUAGUACGUACGGCCCAAUACAUCACUGGGGCCAAGCUUCCUGCCAUCCAGGACCUCUAUACCAGGCGGUGUCAGAGGAAGGACCAAAAAAUUGUCAAAGACUCCAUUCACCCAAGUCAUAGACUGUUCUCUGUGCUACCACACAGCUUCUACCCCCAAGCUAUAAGAAUGCUGAACAAUUAAUCAAAUGGCCACCUAGACUAUUUACAUUGACCCCCGUACCUACAUGUACAAACUACCUCGACAUAUUGACUCUGUACCGGUACCCCCUGUAUAUAGCCUCGUUAUUUAAUAUGCCAUUUAGCAGACGCUUUUAUCCAAAGCGACUUACAGUCAUGCGUGCAUACAUUUUUUUUUUUGUGUGUAUGGGUGGUCCCGGGGAUCGAACCCACUACCUUAGCGUUACAAGCGCCGUGCUCUACCAGCUGAGCUACAGAGUAACACAAUUGUAUUGUGUUACUUUUUUUAAUUUUAUUUUUUACUUUCGUUUAUUUAGUAAAUAUUUUCUUAACUCUAUUUCUUGAACUGCAUUGUUGGUUGAGGGCUUGUAAGUAAGCAUUUCACGCUAAGGUCUACUACACCUGUUGUAUUCAGUGCAUGUGCAAAUACAAUUAAUUUGAUUUGAUUUUGACCUUACACUGAUUAAGAUAAGCAGAGUAGGGUGUUUACAUGACUAUAGCAUAAUCUGUCUACUGCCAUAAUCAGUUUAAUAUCGAAUUAUUAGUGUGCAUGUAAACGUAUUGUUAUGUUUCACUGGUGUAAUGGAACAGAUGCAUCGUGGAAAUGUGUUCGUGAGUAGUGUGUAUUUGCAGUCUUGAGAGCAUUACAAUGAUAGACCCUUGAGCUUUCCGUAUCAAUGCCUUGUGUCUUUGAUUGUUUUAGCUUCUCUCAUUGUUAUCAGAACAUGACUAUGUGAAAAUGUAUUUCAUUAUAUGAGGUUAAUUUACUUGAAUGUAGCUACGUUCCCUGUGUUUUGCAUGUAACAGCACAUUUGUCCUUUUUAACACAUAAGGGCCUUUCGGUGAGUAAAUGUCCAAUAUGACAUUGUCUACUUGAGGUUAUCUCAGUAUUCUAACAACACGUGAAAUGCAAGUGGCACAUGGUGUCGCUAUAGACCACAGAAGUAAAUGAAGUCACCGAUAUUCUAUGACUCCUCCUCUCUGAAUUAAAAAAGGAGCCUAGCGUCACCGGUCUCGAGAGCUUUGUGAAGCGAAACACUCGAAUGGUGGUGAGACGGAAAGGGCUGGGUGGAUCUUUGAUAUUUUACGGAUUUUUAGGUUUCGUGGAUAUGUGACUAUAUUCUGUUGGAUUAAUGUAUUUUGUACAAGCAGCGAUGGAUCAUCGAAGACAAAGAGAAGGCGUUUGGAUUCAGUGCGUCGCGUUGCUUUGUUUAUUUGACUGGUCUGCAGCGCAGAUCUCUUACUCCGUUUCAGAGGAGGUGGACAAAGGCACGUUUGUGGGGAAUCUAGCUAAGGAUUUUAACCUGAAUGUACUCGAACUGGAGUCGAGGGGUCUAAAGAUUGUAUCGGGACAUAGUAAGAGGUAUUUUGAUGUGAAUUUGAAAACAGGGGUACUGUUCGUUAACGAGAGAAUAGACAGAGAGGAGCUUUGUCCGAAUAUGGUAAAGUGCUCUCUAAAUAUAGAGGCCAUAUUGAGCCAUCCUAUGCUUCUCCACCGCAUUGAGGUGAAUAUUUUAGACAUAAAUGACAAUUCUCCGUCAUUCAUUAAAAAGGUUGCUACUUUUAACAUAUCUGAAUCUUCAUACCCCGGCGAGCGAUACCCACUACCAAUAGCGAAUGACGCAGAUACGGGCAGUAACUCGGUAAAGAGCUACAAGCUGAGCCCAAAUGAACACUUCUCCCUGGAUGUACAGAACGGUGGAGAGCAGAGUGUGUCUGCUGAGUUAGUGCUGCAGAAAGCUUUAGACCGAGAGAAACAGCCUGUGAUCCAGCUCACACUGACCGCUGUAGAUGGAGGAAAACCUCCAAGAUCCGGAACGCUGCCUAUAGUUGUAAAUGUCAUAGAUGCUAAUGAUAAUUCACCCACAUUUAGCAAGUCGCUAUAUAAGGUCAGUGUGCCUGAGAAUGUACCUUUAGGUUCUACAGUCUUAACACUCAGUGCUACUGAUUUAGACGAAGGAAUACACAGUAAACUUGUGUAUUCAUUUAUUGAGCGUGGGAAUCUGAAUCCUGCUGAUAUGUUUGCCCUGAAUUCAGAUACAGGUGAAAUGACUGUCAAAGAACAUUUGGAUAAGGAGAAAAACGCAGCAUAUGAAAUACGUGUUCAAGCGACUGACCAAGGCUCCUCACCUCGUAGUGGUUAUUCUAAAGUGUUAGUUGAGGUUGUUGAUGUUAAUGACAAUGCUCCUGAAAUAUCAGUAACAUCAUUAAUGAGCCCAGUCAAAGAGGAUAGUGAAAUCGGCACGGUUGUCGCUUUGGUUACAGUGAUAGAUAAAGACGAAGCGAAAAAUGGCCUGACUAACAGUAAACUUGUUGAGUCUGUUCCAUUUAAACUAAAGUCUAACUAUAAAAACUAUUAUUCGUUAGUGGUCGACGGGCAUCUUGACAGAGAGAGAGCUUCUCAUUACAAUGUCACCAUCAUAGCUACGGAUGAAGGGACCCCGCCUCUCUCCAGUACCAGCGUUAUUACUGUACACGUUUCUGAUGUGAAUGACAAUGCUCCUCACUUUUCAGAACCCGUGAUUAAUGUUUAUGUCAAAGAGAACAGUCCGGUAGGAGACGUCAUUUAUACGACGUCUGCUUUUGACCCAGAUUCAGAUGAAAACGCAAAGAUGA
Messenger RNA from Coregonus sp. 'balchen', 7972 nucleotides. The record is from the annotation of a GenBank genome assembly. NCBI's taxonomy places the organism in Eukaryota, Metazoa, Chordata, Actinopteri, Salmoniformes, Salmonidae.